AUGGCUCAGCCCACGCCGCGAGUCCGGCGCACGUCGCAAAAUACGCAAUACACCUACAACCUCUCGAGACGUAUCCACGAUGUCAAGACCUAUCCCGUCCAGUCUCCCCAAGGAGCCACCAUCUUUCUAUACGGCCACGACAACGGCGUUUCCAUUGUAUGGAAAGGCGGCCGCCGCUUCAAGCCCGUGAAGAAGCAGCCUUCUCCACCCGAAAAGCAGAACGGAGCCACCGACGACGCUGUCAUGAUCAUCGAUUCAGACGACGACGAGCCCCCGUCCAAAUCAUCCAAAGCACCGGCUCCUUUCACCGACAAGCCCGAGUUCGAGGACACCGAGGAGGAUACCCCAUACCCGGAGAUCAUUCAAACGCUGGAUCUUUCCCUCGGUACGGCCGCCUUACACUUGGCGGUGUUGCCUAUGACGCCGUGCCCAGCCGAGGAUGCGGCCUGGGAAGGAGCCGACGUCCUCAAGGAGAAGAUGGUUUUCACCGUGGCCUGCGCUACCAACGAGCUCUAUGUCGUUACACUCCCUCUGACGCCACCAAGUCCCGAGAGCAAGGCACGUCCUGAGCUGAGAUCCAGCUUGUUGGCCGGUAAGGCUGGAUCUGGUGUGUGGGGAGAGAGGGUUAUUUUCCUCGGUGGACAGUACAAGCACAGCGAAGGCAUCGCCAUGUCAUUAAUCAAGCCCAAGACUGAGAAGUCCGGCAUUUCACAGAAGCCACGCCUGGUCGUGGCCGCGCACACCCGCGAGGCGUCCGGCACUCUCCGUCUCUGGGACGUUCCCCUGGAUGUACAGCCCGGCGAAGCCAGCGGCCGCAUCAACCCCUUCCAAACCGAAUAUCUACCGAGUCCUCUGUCGAGCAUCUCCUUCAACCCUACACAUCUCACACAAAUUCUGACAGUUUCUACGCCUCACGCUGUUCGCAUCUAUGAUUACGCGCAGCCCUCCUUGCCUCCGGACGACCAGGCCGUAGGGCCUUUCCCCAGCCAAGGGUCAUGGCUUCUCUCCCUUUACCACCCUUUCACUCGUCCCACUUCAACGAGGAAACCUAUCCUCGAUGCUGCCUGGAUUUCCCAUGGCAGAGCCGUUCUUGCCCUGCUUGCCGACGGCACCUGGGGAAUCUGGGAUGUGGACGGCGCCAGCCCGCUUGGUGGCUCCCUCCUCGGGAAGAACAGCUCUGGAAUCAAGGGUGCGGCGCUGACAGCCUUCAGCGCGACUGGGCAUGUCGAGGGAACGGGUCCCUUGCGCGCCACAGCUGGAGUGCCAAGGUCGAACGGCAACGGGGAGUUCGUGCCUAUGACACCCCACACCCGCCGUGAUGCUGCAGCUUCCUUGAGUGCUGCCGGCUCUCUGGAACGCCUCGUAGCCGUUAAGGGAGGCAUUGUGGUGACGCCUCUUCCCGGCAACAGCUCAGGUUCCGCCGAUGAGAGCGUCGUACUGUGGAUUGGCGGUCUUGAUAAUGUCUCCGUCAUUCCCGCGGUCAGCCGAUUCUGGGACUCGCAACUGCGACGCAGCUCCGGCGGCGGCGUGAACCUAUUCAGCGGUACUACGCCUACAAAGAUGAUCCGACUCCAAGAUUUGGCCACAGGGCUGUUGGGUGAGAGAUGCUGCGGCGUGGGUGCAGCAGUCGACUUUUCCAAGCUCAAGGACAACGACGGCGGUCUCCAAAUUGAAGUUUUCGUGAUGGGUGAGAGCCGACUGGUCAUUGUCCAAGAGUGUGAAGAUGCACCCGGCGCGAAGAUCGGAGGUGUGGUCUCAACCCGCCGACGUCUUUUCGAUAAGAAGGAGCAACCCAGCGCCAUUAUCGUCCACCCCCGACCGGACCAGCCCCGCAACGUCUCAUUCAACCUCAGUGUCAACAAGACAAGAAGCCUGCGCGGUCAGUCCUAUGGACGCGACAGCAUUGCUCCCGAUGACGAUGCCACCCAUGACUUCACGCUGCCAAUCGGCAGACCGAAGUCCAGCAUGGGCUUCGGCGGCUUCGCCAGUGGCUUGGAAGCUGCGGCGGACGUGCAAGGCGACGACGAAGGCCGUGACUUCGAGGAAGAGAUGUUGGAUAUCAUGGAGAUUGAUCAAGCUUUGACAACGAUGGAAAGCGGCGGUGGACGCAAGAGGGUCUCAUUCACUUGA
Colletotrichum siamense is the source of this 2130-nucleotide messenger RNA. It is a transcript of the gene NUP37, whose product is annotated as Nucleoporin NUP37. The record is from RefSeq and is a predicted model, not a curated record. The coding region runs from base 1 to 2130 and encodes 709 amino acids. Gene Ontology annotation, molecular function: protein binding. The transcript is spliced from 2 exons. Lineage: Eukaryota; Fungi; Ascomycota; Sordariomycetes; Glomerellales; Glomerellaceae.